UCCGCAGGUCAAGGAGAUCUGGGGACCACCUGGGGCCUUCAGCCCUCCCCCUCCCGGCUGGGGUAGUGCCCAGUCCAGUGCCCCUUCCACGGCCACCUCCCUCCUCCUAGCUGUGUGGGGGCAUGAAUCAGCUCUCACAGCUUGUUAAAAGCUGGACCUCUUGUUUUCAUGCCCUCACCUCAGGAAACGGAGUUACAGCCUGUCCAGUUCUACUCAGCAGGGGGCCAGGGUCCUCACUUUAUAAACAUCGCCAGCCUGUAAGAGCAGAGGGCACUGCCAUGGUAUGAGACAGGAGCCCAAGGAGAGAGAAACCCAGGAGUCAAGGAGCAAGGCAAGGAAAGCAAGGGGAUCCGGCCAGAGGAAUCUGAACACACGCCAAGAAGGGUCUGAGAGCUGAGCUGCAGGAAUGGCACUAAGGAUGCUCUGGGCUGGACAGGGCAAGGGGAUCCUGGGAGGCUGGAGGAUCUUCGGCUUGCUGGUGUCUCUGCUCCUGCAGCACCCGGGAGUUAACAGCAAGUGUUACUUCCAAGCUCAAGCCCCCUGCCACUAUGACGGGAAGUAUUUCACUCUGGGUGAAUCCUGGCUCCGCAAGGACUGUUUCCAUUGUACCUGUCUGCAUCCUGUUGGUGUGGGCUGCUGUGACACGUCUCAGCAUCCCAUUGACUUCCCCGCUGAGUGUGAAGUACGCCAGGAGGCAGGAACCUGUCAGUUCUCUCUGGUGCAAAAAUCUGACCCUCGGCUGCCCUGCAAAGGGGGAGGACCCGACCUAGAAUGGGGCUCAGCUAACACCCCUGUUCCUGGGGCUCCUGCUCCCCACUCCAGCUAAAGGAUCACCCAUCCGCUGACUGCUCACUGCUGCUGCCACUUCCAGGGAAACCACUAGCAGCUGCCAAUUUACUCUGAAUAAAUAAAUCAAUGCCACAGCUGAAA
Messenger RNA from Peromyscus maniculatus bairdii (prairie deer mouse), 930 nucleotides. It is a transcript of the gene Msmp, whose product is annotated as microseminoprotein, prostate associated. Gene Ontology annotation, cellular component: cytoplasm. Lineage: Eukaryota; Metazoa; Chordata; Mammalia; Rodentia; Cricetidae. The record is from RefSeq and is a predicted model, not a curated record.